This is a messenger RNA of Didymodactylos carnosus, 1002 nucleotides long. NCBI's taxonomy places the organism in Eukaryota, Metazoa, Rotifera, Eurotatoria, Philodinida, Philodinidae. The record is from the annotation of a GenBank genome assembly.
AUGAGGUGUACCUUUCGAAUGACAAAUAUUAGUGAAUCACUGAAUAUUAAAUUAUAUCUAAAAACAUUUUGGAUGGAUUAUCUGGUUAUGGUCAUUCUAGGAGCUGUUGCACUCGGCGUAAAUUUUCUUAGACCAGUGCCUAAUCGUCUGUUUCCAGUUUAUUUUCGUGAUGGUGAAAUUGUAAAUCCUGAAUUUGCCUAUCCAUUUCGUAACAAUAUUAUUCCCUCUUGGUUAGAUGCUUUUAUCGCUUUUAUUGUCCCAUUUCUGUUUAUUAUGCUGGCACAAAUUCGUGUUCGUAGCUUUAACGAUGCUAAUACAGCUAUUAUGGGUUUAUUAUUUAGUCUACUAACUGCAACCAUUUUUCAAGUCUGUAUCAAAUGGUUAAUUGGUGGACUGAGACCUCAUUUUCUUUCUGUAUGUAAACCGAAUAUUACAGCAGCAAAUGUUGGUAGUGGACAUGGUUUCGGUGGAAUAAUGUUUGAUCGUUCUAUUUGUAUAGGGGAUGAAAAACAAAUAAAUUAUGCUCUUGCAUCAAUGCCAUCAGGACAUGCAACUGCUGCAUUCGCAGGACUUCUGUAUUGUUCAUAUUAUCUCAAUGGAAAAUUAAAAGUUUUCGCAAACUAUCGUCCACAAUACUGGAAACUCGUUUUGUUUUUUACGCCUAUUCUUGGUGCAGUUUUAAUUGCUGCUACUUUAUCAAUUGACCAUUACCAUCAUUGGUAUGAUAUAUUAGUAGGAGGAAUUAUUGGGUCAAUGAUGGCAACAGGUGCAUAUAGAUUUCAGUACGCAAGUAUCUGGGAUUAUAGAUUCAAUCAUAUACCACUACCUCGAGUAGGAGCUGAAAUUGGUUAUAAUUAUGGUCUUGAUGAGUUUAAUGUGAUGCCAGGAUCAAGAAAAGGUGGAUGGAAUGAAACUAAAAAUCAAAUAUAUGGUGCACCAUUUGAUGCGUAUACAAAUGUAGUGAAAAUGACGCCUGUUUCGUACGUAAAUGUGGUUGUGUAA